GAGGUCCGGUGCGGAUUCUGAAAGGGGAUGUUAAGUUGAUCAACAACCAACAGAAGGUUAUGGUCCGUGGAAGGGUAAAAAUUGACAGGAAAUUAGGGAAUUUACCAUUCAGAUACGAAGUAACAAUAAAGAAGAACGGCAAGAACCUUGGUUGCUCCAUUAGUGCUUGUAAUGGAAGGUUGACAUGCUCCGUCAUUAAGAAGAACUUGAACAAGAAUGGAAUAAUAUGCACAUCCAAAAGUUUGAACCGAGGAUCAGCAACGAUUAAAAGCAGCCCGAACCGUAGUGUGCCUGGGUUGCAAACUAUGCUGGGCAGAUUAGGAAAGGGAAAGUACACGAUUACAGCAAAACUGCGUGCGCUUAAAGGAAAUAAAGUGUAUGGAUGCGUCCAAUUGACAACGAAUAAAAGGGGCUAGAAGUAAAAAUGCUUCUUGGGAUGAAAGAAGUGACUGAAAUAAAGUUAAUGUU
Stylophora pistillata is the source of this 468-nucleotide messenger RNA. RefSeq lists its product as uncharacterized. The record is from RefSeq and is a predicted model, not a curated record. Lineage: Eukaryota; Metazoa; Cnidaria; Anthozoa; Scleractinia; Pocilloporidae.